UUGUCCUUCGAUUUUCAUCUUCUUGCCUCUUCCCCUCUCCUUCUCUUUCUCCUUUUCCUUCUUUCCGCAGCCGUUUCCCGAUGCUGCUCUUCUUCUUCUCGCUGCAGCCCCCGAAAUCCCCCCUCCAAGCCGCCGGCACCAGCUUUGAAAAAUUGGUGAGAAAGCUUGGAAUUUCUCCUUCUUUCUUGUCCAAGAACUUGAUUUGGAACCCAGAAAUCUUUCCCCCUGCUAGAAAAUCCGGAUCUGCCCUGCUUUGCUCUGUCUUUCCGCCAGCUGCUCCUGCUUUGUGGGGGUGAUUUGCUCCGGUUUUGGGUAAGAAACAGCUACCAAUCCCUCUGUUCUUGCUUGAAUUAACUUGGGUCUACCUUAAUUGCUCUUGGGUUCCUUUAAUUUUGGGUAGAUCUGUGAGUUUCUCCCCUGCACUUGUCGCCGGCCUCCUCCCCAAUCUGCACUCCGGUUUUGCUUGCUGGAUUUAUGGUAUGUGGCAGCUUCUCUAAGUCCUAAUUUACCCCUUUAAUUGUUGAAUUUUGUCCAUGGAUUGGCUGCCCCUGGCCAACAAUUAACGGGAAUUUUAGUGAUUAGUUUGUGAUAUAAGAACGAAUUUGGAGAUAUUUGAUCAUGUGGAGAUUGAUAGGAAUAGCAUCGGGAUUAAGAGUGAUCUUGAUGAUUUCAGUUUGAAUUUGUGAUAGUCUGGUAUUAAUUUUGAGGUGUUUUGAUUAGGUUCCCGAUCGUUCUGUCAGUUAGUGCGUGAAUUGAGUGCUCGGUUUUAUGCGAGUGAGGUAAUGAAACUGAGGACGGGGAAAUCACGGGAAGUGACGAGUUAGAAAGCUAGCCAUUGUAAUUGGAUAUGAAAUUUUAGAAAUAAAUCAUGAUCUUGUAUUUGGAGAUUUUAUGAUAUCAGAGAGAAUUUUAUAAUUUGAUCUUUAGAUUUUGGUGGAUUUGUUUUGGACUUGGCUAGCCAAUGGAUUUUAGAACUGUGGUGAGACAAGUGAUGGGGUUAUAUAAGGGACAAUUCUGAUUCAUGUUGCCUGAAUUUUCUCAUCCAUUUCGAUGAGAUGGUGAUCUGAUUGUUCUUGUUUCUUGCGUUCAUACUCUGUGUGAAGUUGUGAAAGUAAUCUUGCCCGUUAUGUCCUGAAGACCUUGUUUUGAAACUUGGUCAUUUUCUGAUAGUCCGCACUUGUUUAGACUUGUUGUGUGAAUAGAAUUUUGUAUGCUCUUUUGCCAUUAUUGUAAAAUCUGGGGAGUUGCAGAGAUUUUUUUUGCUACUGAUCUUGUUGGUCUCUACCACAUAGCUGGUUGAGAAUUUGCUCUGUUUGUCACAUGACCAGUGGAAGAUGGGCAACCCUCUACUUGUAAGAGAUUCCAGGCUAUUUUAGCAAAUGUUGUGUGUUUUUUUUUUAUGCGUUUUAGGAGCUGGAUAACUUGGUAAUUCCGUUGCUCUUUAUCUUCUGAAAGUCUUAUAGUGAAGUUUCACUUUUUCCACUUGGAGCUUCAUGGUCUUUUCAUGUGGCUCAUUUUUCUAUAUUGAAAUGGAUAAUGAUUAUUGAAAUCCUCAUUAUCUUGAUACUUGUCUAAAAUUGAUUCUUGCACUGUUCUUGAAAUCUAUUUUGAAUUGUCCUUGAAAACGUUCUUGUUCUGAUACUGGUUCUUGCUCAAAUUCUGUAUAUUGCUCUUGCUCAAAUCUUGCAUACUCUGCUCAUUCUUGUUUUUGUAUACUUCUUGAUCUUCUUGAUUUUUGAUUUUGUUCAUAUGGACACCUCUUUAAGAAGGGUGACAAAAUCUCUAUAUGAGGCAUCCUGAUUCUUGUCUCUUGCAAGUGUUAAAUUUUGUAUUCUUGAUGCCUUAGCUUUGACUUGACUCUAGGAUGACCUGAUUGAAAAUCUACUUAGCUUAGCCUCCAUGAACUACGAGGUAAAGGGGUAGUCCUUGAAAUACUUGAUGCCCUAGAGUUUUGUUGCAAGAGAAAUGAUUCUUUUAUCUGGCUGCUUGGAUUUUUGUUUGCCCUUUUAAUUAGAAGACAUGAAUCUUCUAAGCAUCUUGAUAUCAGCCAUUGCUUUGUUCUGUUAAUUAAUUCUAGUACUUGAGUUCUUGAGAGUCUUACAUGUCUUUUGAUGGUCCUAGCUUUUAACUCUUGUUAAUUGCUAAAAUCUGUUUCUUGAUUCCAGUUGCUUUGUUAAACAUGAGCUUGUUUAUUGGUUAACCUUGUUUUGUGGCAAAAUGUAUAAGGCAUCCAUGCACUCGUUCAUUCAUUUAUGAUCCAUAUAUCCAUUGGAUGCUUAUCCGUCUUUGAUAGAGUUCAAAGUUUUGUUGUACUCAUCUGUACAUCCAUGCCAUUCUUUGCCAACUCGUCUUGUGUUGGGUUCAAAGCGUAACCCCACAACUAUUUCUUUUGUGGCCUUGGCAGGAUUUAUUUCUAUUCCUUGUGCUUUCCGUAUCACCCCAGCCUCUAAUAGCUUGUUUCAUGGUAAAUCCUGUUAAGUAGUUAGUGUUCUGCUUUCUAAGAUUAGUUGUGGUUUGUUAUCUGAGUGGCGCAAUGGAAGCAUAGUAAGCUAUGUCUGUUCAUAGAAAGUUAGUGGGGCAUUUGCCUUGGAUUGUGUGAAGCCAUUCACCACUUGAUAUGGUCCUCAAUUUGAGUUUUGGGGACAAAACUCCUUUUUAGGAGGGCCCCUGAAAUCCCCCCUCCAAGCCGCCGAUACCAGCUUUGAAAAAUUGGUGAGAAAGCUUGGAAUUUCUCCUUCUUUUUUGUCCAAGAACCUGAUUUGGAACCCAGAAAUCUUUCCCCCUGCUGGAAAAUCUGGAUCUGCCCUACUUUGCUCUGUCCUUCCGCCGGCUGCUCCUGCUUUGUGGGGGUGAUUUGCUCCGGUUUUGGGUAAGAAACAGCUACCAAUCCC
Molecule: messenger RNA, 2891 nt
Organism: Rubroshorea leprosula
Lineage: Eukaryota; Viridiplantae; Streptophyta; Magnoliopsida; Malvales; Dipterocarpaceae
Source: the annotation of a GenBank genome assembly